Molecule: messenger RNA, 2485 nt
Organism: Oncorhynchus kisutch (coho salmon)
Lineage: Eukaryota; Metazoa; Chordata; Actinopteri; Salmoniformes; Salmonidae
Exons: 7
Coding region: 220-2097 (625 amino acids)
Biological process (GO): regulation of gene expression
Cellular component (GO): nucleus
Source: RefSeq, a predicted model, not a curated record
AACAUACUGGAUGCCAACCGCCGUUAAACUCCAAAGAAGAAGUAAACAGGAAUCAAGAACACGUUAGCGUUUUUAUUUAUACAACAAUGGACCUCGAAAUAUGACUCUUAACUGUACAGCAUAACAUACUUAUCCCAUGUAGUCAUUAAUUCGAUUUGGAGAUAGCAUCUAUCAGUCAAGUCCUAUCUAGGUAACGUUCAUGUUAGCCUGCUGCUAACAAUGGCUAACUCGAACUGUGUGGUUUUUCACACUCAAAUAGCCUCCAUCAUGGAGGUUCUAGCGAAUGCAGCCGUGGCGGAGAUCUGUAAAGUCGUAGACGACGACUAUGAAGUGUUUCGUUUGGAAAUAACUCAAAGCCAGAAAGAAAACAGAGCAUUGAGGAGGAAACUACAGCUACUGGAAAUGAAGGUGUCACGGGAACGCGUCCUCGCCAGCCCGAGAAGUGUCAAGAUACUCGACCGAUACAGAGUAACGGCAAGAGGUGAAGGACAUCUCACUGGAGGCCACAGGAGCUUUGUGAAGCCAGCGGGACACAAUACAUGGAGAGAUGACCAACCAAUCACUGUUGAUGAGGGGAGUGGAACCUCAACCGAGCACAUUAUUGUGAUAGAGGCUGCAGAUAUAGAGGCUGCAGGUCCUGGGGUCAAGCAGGAGAGGUCUGUAGGAGAGGAGGACCUCCAGACUGCAGCACCGCCUGAAGUCACGGAGGACCUCACUGCCGCCGCACCGCAGCCCAGGACCCGACGCAGCAUCACGGAGGAGGAGGAGGGUCCAGAGGUGCUGCUGGUGAAGGAGGAGGGGUGUGAGGAGGGUCUGGGAAACCCUGAGGGGACCAUGGUCAUGGAGGACAACCAGACUACACCUCCUCCUGAACCCACAGAGGAACCAGCUGAACAGCACAGGACCACACACAGUCUCACUGAGUCAGUAGACAUGAAGGAUGGGAAGCCUGAUCUGCUGUUGGUCAAAGAGGAGACAAUAGAAGAUGUACCAGAGAGGAUUGACCUGCUGAGUGGACUAAAGAUGGGGGAGCAAGGUGAUUGGCUGGAGGCUAACAGAGGAGACUGGGGAGCCGUCUUGGAUUCCCAGACCCAGACUGGUGCAGCCAAGGGCCCAGGGGACGACAUCACUGAGCAGGCCAGGACCAGAGGUGACAUAGUGGAGUCUGCAGUCCAUGAAGACCUGCUGAUAUCCAGUGUUACUGGUGGGAGAGACUGGACCUCCGAAGCGGCUGGUCACAAACCCUGGCCCCGGAUGAGAACCAUGGAUCAGGAGCCGUCACUAUUCCUUCCUGAAUCGGAACCAGGACCCAACUGCAAGAGACAGAGAUUCCACCACCACACAGAACACAACCAGUGGACAGAUGGACUGAACAACCUCAGUCCUGGUGGUCAUCAGAGAGACAGAGGCUCCAGUCAGGGAUCCAGUCUGCAGCCCAGACCCUUCUCUUCACAGUCUCAGUGCGGGGAUGAAGCAGGGCCUGGGGCUGAUAGAGAUAGACCCUCCUGUUCCUAUGAUACAAACGUCAAAGUAUCCAUGAUGAACAGAGCAGGUCACCCUGGGCUUCAGCCUUCACAGAGAGUGGUGGGAGACCCCCCUGGUGGUAGUCUAUCAGCAAGUCUGUCUUCUCCUUCAGGAUCUCAUUUAAUGUCUGGUGACUGGGUUCAUAGAAAGCCUGGGUCUAGCUUUCCUCAGUUACCUCAAGGUUACCCCACCAAUGCAGACAGGUUCAGGAUGGGCGUUUACCACAAGAAGCACCUAGCCUAUAGCACAGCACACAAUCCCAGCAACACCCAAACAAUGUCUAGAGGUCAAGGAGGGAGCUCAAAGACUAACCACCUGACGGCGGUGGCGCCUGCUUCUACCUCCUCUGUCAUUGGGUCACAAUGUGGAAGGCCGGGCAUUAGGACGGAUGCUGACAAGCCGUAUGCCUGCCCCACGUGUGGGAAGCGCUUUGCUAAGACUAAAUAUAUGAAACAGCACCAGAACAUUCACACCAAGGAGAGGCCUUUCAAGUGCAAACUAUGUUACAAGAGCUUCUCCUUCCUGAGUUACCUCAUCAGACAUAGCUGUGCCCAAAAUGGGGAGAAAUUGUAGCUAUUCUUUAGCUGAAAUAUUUAAUUUAUCAUGUGAAGUGUACUGGGGGUAAGACUUUUGGGGAUUACUAGGUCCCUUAGUUGAGCAUCUGGGUACACUCACAUGAUACAGACUUGUUGUUUUGGUGUGCUAGCCAAAACACUGACAUUGAAGUGUAUUUCACCUCUGAACUUGGUUUUGCCUAUGUUUUAUUCAUAACAAUAUGUUUUAUAACCCCUUUUUUAAAACACAUUAUUUGGCAUAGUCAGGUGGGAUCUGUUCAUUUAUGUACAACAACAGAAAAAUAGGUGAUCAAAUAUUUUAAUAAAUGAGAUAUCAUGUCCUUUUGAUAAAAAAAAAAAGCAAAUAAAAUUAACUUAUCAUUAAGAAUUAAACAUGACCUUAGUUU